GCGUGGCCAACAAAACGGCGUUUGCGAUUUCAAGUGGAUUGUUCGUCUACAAUUUCCUAGAAGCGCUCAUCUUUACGCCGUGACAUCUGAACCCUAAUAAUAAUAAAAGGGAGGAUAGGCGGGCACUUCUGCCUCGUCAUGCGAAAUACGUAACCAAGACUACACAAAACUUAUCUUGGCGCUCCAUUUUUUUUUUCUAAGACUGAAACGCUUGCAUCACAGCUAAUUUGGCGGUGCUCAUGCGUCCUUCCCUCUGUCGACUUGGUCCUGCUGUAGAGCCCUUCUCAUUGAAGGGUGUUUUCGUCAUCAAUUUGGAUCGCCGGCCCGAUCGUUUGGUGUCCAUCUCGCAGGUGUGCACACGCGCUGGCUUAGCACCGGACUUGCUAACGCGUGUUGCGGCGGUAGACGGCUCUUUGGUGGACGUGGAUGCGUGUUAUGACUGCGGCUUUGUGUCUCGUCUUGGUCUAAUGCGGCUGCGGGAACCAAAUACUCACCAUAUUUGGGGCAUGGACCUGAAUCGAGGAGCCCUCGGGUGUGCGCUAAGCCACAUCCAGUUGUGGAGCUACAUUGCGUCUCUGUCCAAAGUGGGCAAUAUCCCCGCCUCUUCCUUGCGUUGCUCGUCAUCACCAGCAUCCACCACGCCGCAGGAGGGCUAUCUGAUCCUGGAAGACGACGCAGAGCUGGUCGAAAGCGAAAACAACUCCGCCAGUUCUUUUCUGGAAGAGCUGCGGCGCCGCAUGGAACGCGUUCCUUCGAAUUGGGAGCUGGUGUACGUCGGUGGCCUCGACACGGCUGGGCAGUGCAAUUCGGCGCGUGUGGCGCAGGGCGUGGCGCACGUCCCGCAGUAUCACCGCACCACGAGUGCUUAUCUGCUUAGCCCGCAAGGCGCACGGCGUCUGCUCGCCACGUGUGUGCCCCUGACCUUUCAGCUGGACACGAUGAUGACUAUGAAGGUGGGACUGCCAGCUGGGCCCCAGUCUGCGCCAGGUGCGGUGCCGUACGUGUUGGACCCUGUGAGCUACACGCUUCAGCCACCUCUUAUGCGGCAGUCCGCGCACCUGGGAACGGACAUUCAACAAGGCGUACAGUAA
This is a messenger RNA of Leptomonas pyrrhocoris, 1091 nucleotides long. Its product is annotated as glycosyl transferase-like protein. The record is from RefSeq and is a predicted model, not a curated record. Lineage: Eukaryota; Euglenozoa; Kinetoplastea; Trypanosomatida; Trypanosomatidae. The coding region runs from base 240 to 1091 and encodes 283 amino acids. The transcript has a single exon.